CAAUCCCCCCAAAAUAUCUUUUCCACAUGCUUCCCAUUUCUCACCUCAACUCACCACUCACGAGAUUUCAGAUAGAGAGAGAGAGAGAGGAAUUGAGUGUGCAUUUCAGAGAGAGAGAGAGGAAUUGACAAUUGAGUGUGAGGAGACACUGUAGCAAUGGCAACUUCCUCGACCGGAGGAACGGCGAUCGCGUGCUCUAGGCUGAUUCAUGUCACCUCCAGAUGCCGGAGCUCCAAGGUGUUGCUGCUGAAGAGGGCAAAGCCCUCGUUCUGCAUCCGCUGCGUCUCCAGCGAACCAAAGCCGAGGCUGCUCGAUCCAAUCACUCAAGAAGGAGUGGGGAGCAAUUUGAAGGCUUCGGCUACCGAUGCUGCGUCAAUUGCAUCGAACAUCAAAUAUCACGCAGAGUUCACGCCGUUGUUUUCCCCUGACAACUUUGCUCCGUCGAAAGCUUUCUUUGCCACUGCGCAAAGCGUGCGUGAUGCGCUUAUUGUUAAUUGGAACGCAACGUAUGAUCACUGCGAGAAAAUGAAUGUGAAGCAAGCCUACUAUUUGUCUAUGGAAUUUCUACAGGGUAGAGCCUUGCUGAAUGCGAUUGGUAAUUUGGAGCUCACUGGUGAAUAUGCAGAGGCUCUGCAAAAGCUUGGUCAUACUUUGGAAACUGUAGCUUCUCAGGAACCAGAUGCUGCUCUUGGAAAUGGUGGUCUAGGCCGGCUUGCUUCCUGUUUUCUGGACUCUUUGGCAACCUUGAAUUAUCCAGCAUCAGGCUAUGGCCUGAGGUACAAGUAUGGCCUAUUUAAGCAGCUAAUUACCAAGGAUGGCCAAGAGGAGGUUGCUGAAAAUUGGCUUGAAGUUGGAAAUCCUUGGGAAAUUGUUAGAAAUGAUAUCGCCUAUCCAGUCAAAUUUUUUGGAAAAGUCGUGACUGGUUCGGAUGGGAAUAAGAACUGGAUUGGUGGGGAAGAUAUACUGGCUGUUGCAUAUGAUGUGCCAAUACCAGGAUAUAAGACCAAAACAACAAUCAGUCUCAGGUUGUGGUCCACUAAAGUUCCUUCUGACCAACUGGAUUUAUGUGCCUUCAAUGCUGGAGAACACACUAAAGCAUGUCAGGCCAAAGCUAAUGCAGAGAAAAUCUGUUAUAUACUUUACCCUGGGGAUGAAUCUGAAGAAGGAAAGAUUCUUCGACUAAAACAACAAUAUACACUAUGCUCGGCUUCUCUCCAAGACAUUAUUGCCCGGUUUGAGAGGAGAUCUGGUGGAAAUGUGAGAUGGGAAGAGCUUCCUGAUAAAGUUGCUGUUCAGAUGAACGACACACAUCCAACAUUAUGUAUCCCAGAGCUUGUGAGAAUUUUGAUGGACUUGAAGGGCUUGAAUUGGGAGACUGCUUGGAGGAUUACCCAGAGAACUGUGGCAUAUACGAACCACACUGUUUUGCCUGAGGCCCUGGAGAAAUGGAGUUAUGAUUUAAUGCAAAGACUGCUUCCAAGGCAUGUAGAGAUCAUACAGAUGAUCGAUGAACAGCUAAUUGGAGAAAUAAUAUCAGAAUAUGGAACAUCAACUCCAGAAAUUUUGAAAAAGAAAUUGGAAGCAAUGAGAAUUUUGGAAAAUCUCGAUCUGCCUGCUUCUGUUGUCGAAUUAUUUGCCAAGCAAAAUGUAAGCUGUAUGGAUGAGACAGUUGAGGAAGUGGAAUCUGUUGUUGAAGUCAAAACUACUGAAAUAGAUGAGAAGGAAACACCAAAGAAGAAAAAAGUUGUAAAUAAGGAACCUGCUCCUCUACCACCAAAAAUGGUCCGGAUGGCUAACCUUAGUGUUGUUGGUGGUCAUGCUGUGAAUGGGGUGGCUGAGAUCCACAGUGAAAUAGUUAAAGGAGAAGUAUUUAAUGAUUUUUUCGAGUUGUGGCCUAAGAAGUUUCAGAAUAAAACAAAUGGGGUAACCCCCAGGAGAUGGAUCCAAUUCUGCAACCCAGAUCUAAGCGCUGUAAUAACUAAGUGGAUUGGAACUGACGACUGGGUUCUGAAAACUGAAAAAUUGGCAGAACUGCGGAAGUUCGCAGAUAAAAAGGAUCUCCAUAUUGAAUGGACUGCUGCAAAAAAAUCCAACAAAAAUAAGGUUGCAUCAUUCAUCAAACAAAGAACUGGAUAUUCAGUUAACCCUGAUGCAAUGUUUGACAUCCAGGUGAAACGUAUUCAUGAAUAUAAGCGGCAACUAUUAAACAUUUUGGGAAUUGUUUAUCGUUAUAAAAAAAUGAAAGAAAUGACUGCAGCUGAAAGAGAAGCAAAGUUUGUUCCCCGCGUAUGUAUGUUUGGAGGAAAAGCAUUUGCAACAUACGUACAAGCCAAGAGAAUUGUAAAAUUUAUAACAGAUGUUGGGGCCACCAUAAAUCAUGAUCCAGAUAUUGGCGACUUGUUGAAGGUCAUAUUCGUUCCAGAUUACAAUGUGAGUGUCGCUGAAUUGUUGAUUCCGGCAAGUGAGCUUUCACAACAUAUCAGUACUGCUGGUAUGGAAGCCAGUGGAACCAGCAAUAUGAAGUUUGCAAUGAAUGGCUGUGUCUUGAUCGGGACUUUGGAUGGUGCCAAUGUGGAAAUUAGGCAGGAAGUAGGGGAUGACAACUUUUUCCUCUUUGGUGCUCAAGCCCCUGAGAUAGCAGGACUUCGAAAGGAAAGAGCAGAGGGCAAGUUUGUACCAGAUCCACGCUUCGAAGAAGUGAAAAAGUUUGUGAGAAGUGGUGCUUUUGGCGCUUACAAUUACGACGAACUGCUAGGUUCUCUGGAAGGCAACGAAGGAUUCGGACGUGGGGACUACUUUCUGGUGGGCAAGGAUUUCCCUAGCUAUAUCGAAUGCCAAGAGAGAGUGGAUGAAGCAUAUCGAGAUCAAAAGAGAUGGACGAAGAUGUCGAUAUUGAAUACGGCUGGUUCCUACAAGUUCAGCAGCGAUAGAACUAUUCACGAGUAUGCAAGGGAGAUUUGGAACAUCAAUCCCUUGCAAAUAAUUUAGAUAUGAGUCGACUUUCAAGCUACCCAAACACUUUGAUCCAACAUUUUUGUAUAGACUAUAAUAAGUGUAUCAUGUGCUGGUUGAGUCUCUGGGAAUGAGUAUUAUAAUUACUUACUGCUUAUUUUACCAAUCAAAA
Salvia splendens (bonfire salvia) is the source of this 3124-nucleotide messenger RNA. RefSeq names its product alpha-1,4 glucan phosphorylase L isozyme, chloroplastic/amyloplastic. Gene Ontology annotation, cellular component: cytoplasm. Gene Ontology annotation, biological process: glycogen catabolic process. The record is from RefSeq and is a predicted model, not a curated record. The transcript is spliced from 15 exons. Bases 157 to 2988 code for a protein of 943 amino acids. Gene Ontology annotation, molecular function: pyridoxal phosphate binding; glycogen phosphorylase activity. Lineage: Eukaryota; Viridiplantae; Streptophyta; Magnoliopsida; Lamiales; Lamiaceae.